This is a messenger RNA of Camellia sinensis, 641 nucleotides long. The record is from RefSeq and is a predicted model, not a curated record. Lineage: Eukaryota; Viridiplantae; Streptophyta; Magnoliopsida; Ericales; Theaceae.
GGUCAAAUAGAACUACAAAUAGCCAUCUCCAAAACUCAAAUUCCUCAAAUACCUCAUCUUCAUCUUUCUUUCACUAACCCUAACCUAAAGUCACCUUCCAAAAUCUGUCAAAGAUGUCUGCUAUUCGUACCUCUGGAUCCGAAACCUCUCCGGAACAAAAACAACCAUCGCCGAAAACGCAGAAAUUGGGUGAUGAUGAUGACAACAAGGUUAAAUUGUUUCCCUUCAAGGGUUUUGAGAUAGAACAGCAAUUUGAGAUGACGCGUGAGGAUAAUUUGAGGUACAACAAACAGGUCAAGGAGAGCGGGGGGUUUGAUGUUGAAGCUUUCCACCCUUGUUCCUAUUGUGUUAUACGACCUUUGAAAUUAAACAAGAGACUUCGUAAGAAGCUUGAACGCUAUUCAAAGAGGGCAAUUGCCGAAUUUAACUUGAAAAAUAGUACAAAUUUCCAGUUUGUGAAGGUCCACAAGGCAAAUGCACGGGUGGUCAGUGGCCUGGUGUAUUAUAUUACGUUUGUUGCCAAGGAUCCUGCUGCUACUGAAUUUGAGAUCUUCCAAGUUUCUUUGCAUGCUCCUAUCGGUGCAGACAUAAAGAUCCACCUUUGUCAGAUUAAACCAAAGGCUUAGGCCCCGUUUGAGGAC